Molecule: messenger RNA, 3800 nt
Organism: Schistocerca nitens (vagrant locust)
Lineage: Eukaryota; Metazoa; Arthropoda; Insecta; Orthoptera; Acrididae
Gene: Zip102B
Product: zinc transporter ZIP9
Exons: 7
Coding region: 115-996 (293 amino acids)
Biological process (GO): transmembrane transport; zinc ion transport
Cellular component (GO): membrane
Molecular function (GO): metal ion transmembrane transporter activity
Source: RefSeq, a predicted model, not a curated record
AGAACAUCUUUGGUACAGAGUGUUUUGUAAAUACAGCUAUGUUGGCAAAAUAUUGCUUGUAAAGAACGCGUGGCGCUUGUGUACAGCACCAGCUGGCAAGACUAUUUAUCCAGAAUGAACGAAACACUAAUGUUAAUCUUACUUGCGCUGCUGAUGUUAGUUGGUAGUUACAUCGCGGGGUCAAUACCAUUAAUAAUGCCGAUGUCGGAAGAAAAACUACAGAUUGUUUCCGUACUCGGCGCAGGUUUGCUUGUUGGAACUGCGUUAGCUGUCAUCAUUCCGGAAGGAGUAAGAUCUCUCGACUCUGCGGCCACCAUUCACACCGCUCAAACCAGCAAAGAUAGUUCAGGUAUACACGUCGAACAUGCAGUAAAUCCUACCGAUAUUCACUCACUAAUUGCGGUUUCACUUGUUCUGGGAUUCGUGUUCAUGCUGUUAGUGGAUCAGUGCUCUUCAUCCAGGAGUAGAGAUCUUGAGAGUGGACUAAAAUCUGCAGAGAAAAACAUCACAGCAACGCUAGGACUCGUGGUACAUGCAGCAGCUGAUGGUAUUGCACUUGGUGCUGCUGCAACAACUGCACAUGCUGAUGUUGAAAUGAUAGUAUUUUUGGCAAUAAUGUUACACAAGGCACCAGCAGCAUUUGGUCUCGUUACUUUCCUUAUGCAUGAAGGCUUGGAAAGGAAUAGAAUUCGGAAGCAUCUCAUUGUUUUCUCUUUGUCAGCACCAGUCCUAGCAAUGGUUACUUAUUUUGGAAUUGGCCAGGAAGGGAAAGAAACACUGUCAUCUGUAAAUGCGACGGGUUUGGCAAUGUUGUUCAGUGCAGGCACUUUCCUCUAUGUGGCAACAGUUCAUGUCCUGCCUGAACUGAUGGUGAGGAGUAGAGCGGCUGAGGGAGGUGUAGUAGAACAACAUAAAGGUCUCAGGACAAUGGAACUGUUGGCACUGGUGGUCGGAGCUCUCCUGCCACUCUUUCUCACUCUCAGUCAUCAUCACUAAUUACUCUGGAUAAAUUUCUCCAAGUCAUUUCAGAUGGCCUGCCAGCAGCAGGAGAAGAACAGAGUGUGUGAUUUGUCACUCGAUGUUGUUAGGCACUGCCUUGGUAGCUGGUGCCGAAGUGAACGUUUUCAUUGCCACAUUAAAAUAAAUUAUACCACGUAAUGACGGUUGCUGUUGUGCCUGUGGUGGGGCACAACAUGAACUUUUUAUGUACCUGCAUAAGUGUGAAUUUGGACUGUAUGCCAUACAGUUGAAAAGUGGGUACGGGGCCUAAGCAAGAAGAUGAUGAAUUGAAAUGAAUGUUUGCAAAAUAAGUAAUUUUAUUUCUGAUUAUUCCCUUUUUUUUGUGUACAGCAAAGCACAGUUAAUAAGCAAAAAGGUCUUUUUAAAUAUGUGCCUCAAACUAAAGAGAUAACACUGUUGUAGACUAAAAGCUGCAUGUUAUUGAGCCACCAGAUGAAGUUUUCUGUUCGUAAUGAUCUUCGUUACUCAAAAUGUUAUUUAAAGAUUGAGACAAAACUGGUGUUUAAGUUCAUGGGUAUUUUGUUAGUUUGAUUCAUAGUUGGGAUUUCAUUAGAAAAUUUCAGGUUCUGGGAAAAUGUAAUUAAACCUAGUGCAAACAGUGAUUCCAGCUGAUUAGUCUGAAGUAAAAAAAAAUCGUUCUGUUUCAUAUUUUAUGAUUGUUGCUAAAUCCAGUUGGUUGUCAGUGGCUGUCUUUCAGUUUUUUUUCCCCCAGAAUUUUGUCAGCAUUAAUGUACAUUUUUAUGUGGGAAAUGCCUUCAUCGUUGCAUGUGCAAUUACACCUGUAUCAUUGGAAGUCUGGCAACAGUCUUGGCACAUUGCUGAGUCUUAGUGUGCGAAACAUUCCUGUUAAAGCUUGUGGUUGCUUUUCACUCUAUUGUUCCUGGGUGAUGUAUCUUGUUUCAUUUCUACAAUCAGCCAAUGUGUGUAUUUUUUGGACAUACUCACCUUUGAGAUGAAGUUCUCGUGUGUGUGUGUGUGUGUGUGUGUGUGUGUGUGUGUUUUAUACUAUACACAGUUAAAUGUAUUCUUUGUGCUUGGCCACUUUAUUUUAAAGGUGAACUGUGUUCUGCUUUUUUUGGCAAUUGGUUUUUAUAGCCCUGGUCUCCCAUUACUGUGAUAAUUAUGUAAUUUUGUGAUUUAUUUGAUAUAUUUACAAUUUUAGUUUUCAUAUUAUUGUGGUUACUAUAUUUUUGAAAAUUGCCAAUAUCUUUUUUCCAAUUUGUCAUACUUGUGACAACCACCAUCUGCCUUCCAAUGUUAUGUUGUAAUGAGCAGGAAGUGUACGUAGUAUUGUGAAAAUACUGUGUCUGUACGUGGCUGUAAGAUAUAUUCUUACUGCAUUUGUUUCUCUCAAAAAAUGAUUUUUAAUUUGUUUUCUCUUAAUGGAAAACUGAUUAGCUUUGGAUACAUUCUGUCUUUCUCAAGGCCAAAUACAUAUGACUGAAUUAAAACACAUCAGCAGUCAUGAAGUUCUGUUUAUGUUGUAAUUUUUUUAUCCCAGGUAUGCAGUAUUGUGAGACAAAAUAUUGCAAAUUUCUGAAGAUUAUUUAAUGAUGAACAAACAACAUAGUUUUUUAUUUUGUUAAAUUUAUUACAAUAAUCUACAUGUCUUAAAUUUGAGUAAGAGGUGGCAUAUCUUGUGUGACCCUGGCAUUAUCAGUGCAAAUAUUGUUCAACAUUGGUUGUCAUUUUGUGAAAAGUAUUGAGUGCACAUGCAGUGUGACAUGCGCACAAAUCAGCACAGCUAUCCUUAAAACAUACCACAGUUUAUAUGAGUGGUUGUCGGUUUGUAAGACACAGGGUGAGCAGUAGUGAACUGUCCUGUAUUUUUUUUUCAUUUCAACUGGUGUGUGUGUAAAAUAUGUCAUUCUGUUAUUGUAUAUUUUGAGUUUUAAGCAGAAUGAUACAAAAAUCUGCAAUCACUAUUAUGUAAGGGGGCUAUACUGAUAUAUGUAAGGGUGCCAGCUCUGAACUUUGCUUAUAUUGUGUUUUUGUGUCAGUCCUUUGUCACAGUUGUGUACUGAAAAAAAUGUAUGUUAGAGCAAUUUUAAAUGGUUUUUAAAUACAUCUGUGUUCCAUUGUGAGUAUUUGACAGGUUACCAUGUGUUUUAUUCUUUCUUUAAAACUUUGUUAGUUGGUAUAAUUUGGCAUAUCAAUAAUUUAAUUUAUUGAUUAUUUUUCUGUUGUACUAUCAUGAAUAUAAAAUGGUGAAAAUUCCUUCAUUGCUUGAUAUGGUAUAACAUAUUUCAUUCUCCUAGAAAUAUCUCUUGCUUAAUGUUACUCAUUUAUUUAGGGAUAUUUCUGAAUGUUAUUGGUCCUUUUUUGCCAUAAUUAAUGGUAAAAAAGGUACUAAAGAUGUCAAAAAUACCAACAGUAGGGGUAACUGCUGUACUAAACACUGUUUCAGUAUCUGACUUUUAGUAUUGUUCAGCUGAGUGUGUUUUCAUGCUUCAAGACAGAAAAGAGGAUUACAUAAAGUUAUUAGUUUGGUGUGUUAGUCGUCACUGAAUCUGAUGAGUAAGUGUGUUAGAUUACCUUCUGCAGCUGUUCCCAUAUGGUAUUUAUGGAAUCCUUUCAGUUUCUUUGCUGAUAUAUGUUGAAAUUUAUUGAAUAUUACAUUUUGUUAUUUAUUUACACAUUAUGCAUAAUUUGUUAUUGCAAAAUAUGCUGUACAUAGAAACUGAAGUUUCUUAAAUUUGUACCUUGUGUCUCUGUAAUGUACAGAGAGAUUAACUUUUACAGAAGUAUGUAAAUAUACAGGGUAAUUUACAAAGAAAUAA